Molecule: messenger RNA, 1298 nt
Organism: Salvia hispanica
Lineage: Eukaryota; Viridiplantae; Streptophyta; Magnoliopsida; Lamiales; Lamiaceae
Product: plasmodesmata-located protein 3-like
Biological process (GO): transport of virus in multicellular host; plasmodesmata-mediated intercellular transport
Cellular component (GO): plasmodesma
Source: RefSeq, a predicted model, not a curated record
CACACACAAACCCAAUAAUCAUAAUUGUAGCCAAAAAUUAUAAUCUCAAUCGAUAAUCUGUAGAAACAAUAAAAAACCACAGUCCCCUUAUAAUUUUCUCCUAUAACAAUUCAUUAUAUAAAUGAACUCCAACUUCAAAUGCAAUAGAGAUUUAAAGAAAUUCGAAAUGGGCCCAUCUCCAAUCAUUUUCUCUCUCAUCCUCUCUCUCUCCUCCAUCCUGGCCUCCUCCUCCGACUACACAACCUACGUCUUCAAAGGCUGCGCAGACCAGAAAUUCCCCGACUCCAAUCCCCUCUACAAACAAAACCUCAAAACCCUAGCCUCCGCCCUCACCUCCCGAUCCUCCGCCGCCAACUACUACAAAACCGCCUCCGGCGACAUCAACGGCCUCUACCAAUGCCGCGGCGACCUCUCCUUCUCCGACUGCAGCCGCUGCGUCGCCAAGGCCACGUCCAUGGCGGGGAAGCUCUGCGGCGCGGCCGUGGCGGCGCGCGUCCAGCUCAUCGGCUGCUACAUCAGGUACGAGAUCGCCGGGUUCCGGCAGGCGAGCGCGACCGAGCUGGUGUACAAGGUCUGCGGGCCGACCCGGGCCGGCCUCGGGGAGAGGCUUGACGCGGCGCUGGGCGGGAUCGCGAAGGGCGUGGAGCCGACCCGGUUCUACGCGGGCGGGUACGAGUCGGUGUACGUGCUAGGGCAGUGCGAGGGGGAUUUGAACAGCAACGACUGCGUGAGCUGUGUGAAAAUGGCGGCGGAGAGCGCUAAAUCGGAGUGUGGAAGCGCAGUUUCUGCGCAGAUUUAUAUGCUGGAAUGCUAUAUUAGCUACACGUACUACCCUAACGGCGCUCCUACCAACCAUCACUCCUCGAUUCCGUCGUCGGGGAGAGGGAAGAAUACGCAGCAGACGGUGGCGAUAGUGAUGGGAGGGCUUGCGGGAAUGGGGCUCAUAACGGCGUGUUUGAUGUUCAUGAAAUCAGCUUUCAAGAAGAAGGCCUAUGAUCAUCAUCAUCAUCGAUCCUACACUACGCACACAUAGUAAAUGGCAGAAUUGGAGGUUUUGAUUAGGAAGGUAGUGGCAGUGGCAGAUUAAAUUUGUUUUUAUUGGGGAAUGUAAAAAGGAAAGGGGUUAUAGUAGUACUAGUUUUGGCUUUUGGAAGUGGAGUUUUCUUCAUGGCCAAGUUUAUGAAUCAUGAUGCUUGGUUGAUCUCUUUAUGUUGAACAACUUUUUUUUUUGUUAAAAAGAGAUUGAGAAAUGUCAGUUUCAGCAAAGGAUGAUUGCAGUGAAGAUGAGCUUUGAAAUU